CCCGUCUCUCGAACCCCACUCGCCAUCUUCCCCGCUCCCUCCCCUUCUUUUCUCUUUGGAAGCUUCUCCACUCUACACCAACCCGGCCAGGCGGUCUCAGGCCGCGCCCUCCAGGGAGCCCCGCGCCGUACGGGCUCGGCCGGAGGAGGAGGAGCGGGGAACGGGCGGUGGAGUUCCCGGAUCGCGUGGAGGAGCCCGCGGGGACGGGGCUGGGCGGUUGAUCCCUUUGGCCUCCAUGCUCGUGGCGGCCGGAUCAGUUCAUCCUUCGAGCCGAGGUCGCUGCUACUGCUAAAGUGCUAAGUGCAGGCAGAGGCGCUCAGGCGCAGGAGGAAGAGGCAGCGUCAGAGACGCCACCACCCACGCGGACGGCAAUAAUGGACGGCCGCCACCCGCCGCCCUCCCACCAGGCGCCGGCAGCGCAGCCGGAGCGGCACGGCAGCUUCAACUACGACAUCGAGAACACGGACGCGGCGUGGCGCGGCGCGCACACGGCCUCGGAGGCGCUGCUGCGGUACGACGACGACGGCCCGCGGGAGCCGCUGCUGCGGAAGCGCACCAGGAACACUACCUCCCAGAUCGCCAUCGUCGGCGCCAACGUCUGCCCCAUCGAGAGCCUCGACUACGAAAUUGUGGAAAAUGACCUUAUCAAGCAAGAUUGGCGAUCAAGAAAGAAGCAGCAAAUAUUCCAGUAUAUUGUUCUGAAAUGGUCCUUAGUUCUUCUCAUUGGCUUGUGUACGGGACUUGUUGGCUUCUUCAACAACCUUGCGGUUGAAAACAUUGCUGGGUUCAAACUGUUGCUGACAGGUGAUCUAAUGCUCAAGCAGAGGUACAUCACAGCCUUUCUGGCAUAUGCAGGCUGCAAUCUAGUCUUGGCAGCAAGUGCUGCAGCAAUCUGCGCUUACAUUGCUCCUGCUGCUGCUGGGUCUGGUAUCCCUGAAGUUAAAGCAUACCUUAAUGGAAUUGAUGCUUAUGCUAUAUUGGCUCCUAGUACACUCUUUGUGAAGAUAUUUGGUUCAAUACUUGGAGUUUCAGCUGGAUUUGUACUUGGAAAGGAAGGUCCGAUGGUACAUACAGGAGCAUGCAUUGCCAACUUGCUUGGUCAAGGGGGGUCACGCAAAUACCAUCUUACAUGUAACUGGCUCAGAUAUUUUAAGAAUGAUAGAGAUAGGCGGGAUUUGAUUACUUGUGGGGCUGCUGCUGGAGUUGCAGCAGCAUUCCGUGCACCUGUUGGUGGUGUGCUCUUCGCUCUUGAGGAAGCAGCAUCAUGGUGGCGAAGUGCUCUCCUGUGGAGAGCAUUCUUUACUACUGCUGUUGUUGCUGUUGUAUUGAGGGGCCUGAUCCAGUUCUGCCGUAGUGGAAAAUGCGGUCUCUUUGGUCAAGGAGGAUUGAUUAUGUUUGAUCUUAGCUCAACCAUACCUACUUACAGUACACAAGAUAUGAUCGCAAUCAUUGUCCUUGGAAUAAUCGGAGGGGUCUUUGGAGGCCUGUUCAACUUUCUCUUGGAUAGGAUUCUCCGCGCCUACAGUUUUAUCAAUGAGAAAGGUGCUCCAUACAAGAUCCUUCUUACUAUCACAAUAUCGAUUAUCACAUCAGCAUGCUCCUACGGGCUCCCUUGGCUCGCUCCAUGCACUCCGUGCCCAGCUGAUGCCGUGGAGCAGUGUCCCACCAUUGGACGCUCUGGGAAUUUUAAGAAUUUUCAGUGCCCAGCAGGUUACUACAACGGUCUUGCAUCACUCUUCUUCAACACAAAUGACGAUGCCAUCCGCAAUCUGUUCAGCAGUGGCACCGAGAAAGAAUUCCACAUGUCCACUCUUUUUGUCUUCUUCACUGCCAUUUACUGCCUUGGCCUUGUGACAUAUGGUAUUGCUGUCCCAUCUGGUCUCUUCAUCCCUGUUAUACUUGCUGGGGCUACGUAUGGACGCAUAGUGGGGACGCUUCUUGGUCCAAUAUCAGACCUUGACCCUGGACUCUUCGCCCUUCUUGGUGCGGCAUCUUUCCUUGGUGGAACAAUGAGGAUGACUGUCUCAGUUUGUGUGAUACUUCUGGAGCUCACAAAUGACCUCCUUAUGCUCCCAUUGGUCAUGCUCGUCCUUCUGAUAUCGAAGACUAUAGCCGACAGCUUCAACAAAGGGGUUUAUGACCAGAUCAUAGUGAUGAAAGGAAUGCCGUUCCUGGAGGCUCAUGCCGAACCAUACAUGAGGCAGUUGGUUGCUGGCGAUGUUGUAUCUGGGCCACUGAUCUCCUUUUCAGGCGUUGAGAGAGUAGGGAACAUUGUUCAGGCGUUGAGGAUCACAGGACACAAUGGAUUUCCAGUGGUGGAUGAGCCACCUCUAUCAGAAGCUCCAGAGCUCGUUGGGCUCGUGCUUAGGUCCCAUCUGCUGGUCCUGCUGAAAGGCAAGGGCUUCAUGAAAGAGAAGGUGAAAACCAGUGGUAGCUUUGUGCUGAAAAAGUUUGGCGCCUUUGAUUUUGCCAAGGCUGGAUCUGGAAAAGGUCUGAAGAUUGAGGACCUUGAUUUCACAGAUGAGGAAAUGGAUAUGUAUGUUGAUCUCCAUCCAAUUACAAAUACCUCACCAUACACCGUGGUUGAGACCAUGUCCCUUGCAAAGGCUGCGGUCCUUUUCCGGGCACUAGGAUUGAGGCACCUGUUGGUUGUGCCAAAGACCCCAGGGAGACCACCAAUUGUUGGAAUCCUCACAAGGCACGAUUUCAUGCCGGAGCACAUUCACGGGCUAUUCCCGAAUCUCCACAAGUCACACUGAGGAAAGAAUUCAGUACAUGUUUUGUUUGCUAUUUGUUUCCUGGUAGCUUAGCUGUACGCAGAGAAAGCUGCCUUGUGCAAUAUUUGCUGAUUGACUAAGUCAUGUGUGUGUUGGGUGUUCUAUCUAUCCAUCUAUCUAUGUGUCAUGCUCCUUAGACGCUCUCCAGAUACUCUUUAGAUCCUUUGCUUAGCUUCUAAGCCAUCUAACCAUGGUUGGCCUAUAUGUACCCAAAACCCCUUUGUGGGAGUGGUUAAUGGAAAAGAUCAACUUGAGCCAACAAUUGGUAUUCAGAGCCUAAUUUUCUUUCCCACCUACCCUCUCAUCUCUCCUCUCCCCCGUGCUACUCUGUUUAUGCCCGUACACCUGAGCACCAACCCUAGCCCGCGGUGGGCCACCAAGCGGCGGCGGCGGUGGCGAAGACGAGCCUCUCCGGCAAGAUCCAGCUGGCGGGGUCCUUUCCCCACCUAUCCCUCACACGGAUCCGGCGGUGGCGGGCGUUUCCUAUGGCGGAUUGGGUGCCAGCAACUCGGUUCCUCGGGCGGCGGUGGCUCGGGCGGCAGCGUGAUUUGGGGUGGCGGCAUCACCCUCUCCCUCAACUCCUUCUCGACAUGGUAGGCUCCCGGCGGUCGGCGCGGGUGGCGCUAGCCCGGCGGCUGGUGCGGCUUCGGCGGCCAACGGGCGGCCGGCGCACCGUCAGUGGCCCCAAUCUGCUCCCUGACGCGCUCGCAUGCCUCCUCUUGUGGCUCGAUGACGUCCAGUGCACGGAGGAGGGCGGCGGCGGAGCGGCGUGAGGAGGAGGCGGCGGAGGAGUGGUGCCGGGCGCGGUGUGCGACUGCUGCGCGUGAGGAGGCUACGGCGGUGAAGGCGUGGCUGCACGACGCUGAGGCGCAGGAGGCGACUGCGGCUCGGGUAGCGCGCGCAACGAUCAUGGAGACCGCAGCGGCGCGCGCAGUCGAGGCAGCCCGCCUCGCCGACGAGGAGGCACAAGCAGCAGCGGCGGCCGCUACCCAACUGCAUCUAAAGGCGGACCGGCUGCGCGAGGAGGUGGAGGCGACGCGCAAGAUGGCGUGGCGCGACGCGGAGGAGCUGAGGCGCACGUCGCAGGGCGACCCUUCCGAGCUGGACGAGGCGGACCGGCGACGGGAUGCGGUGGUGAACCGGUUGGUCUAGGAUAUUACGUCGAGGCGCGGACGGCGGGCGUCCUCGGAGCAGGAGGAGCUCCGUCCACAAGUCCGGCCUCGACUCCUACUACGACUCCGACCUUGACUCCGGGCACCGACCCAUGAAUGUUGUGAAGACCAUCAUCCGGGAGUCCGUCGGCAGCAUGCAAUGUUCGAUGUUGACGAAGACCAACUACAUGGAGUGGUCCUCGGUGAUGAAGGUGAACCUCCAAGUGCGGGAGAUGUGGGACGCGGUAUAGUACAACAAUGUCGACAACCACGAGGAUCGGCGAGUGCUCGAGGCGUUGCUUGCCGCGGUCCCGCUGGAGAUGGCGGCGAACCUCUCGGGGAAGAGGACUGCCAAGGCCGCUUGGGACCCUAUCACUGCGGCCUGAGUUGGCAGCGAUUGCGCUCGCAAGUCCAUUCUGCAGAAGCUUCAGCAGGAGUGGGAUCGUCUAGCUUUCGAGCCGGGCGAGGACGUCGAUGACUUCAUCCUCCGCCUCUCCUGCCUGAUGCAGCGGACGGAGCGGUACGAUGAUGACGAGAUCAACGAGGAGAAAGCCGUUGCAAAGUUUCUGCAUGUCGUUCUGAAGAAGUACUCGCAGCUCACUAUCUCUAUCGAGACGCUGCUCGACCUCUCAACGUUGUCGAUGAGGAGUUGACGGGGUGACUCAAUGCGGUCGACGACCGCGAGGAGCUGACGUCUGGUGGGCCUAUCACCAUCGGUGGCAAGCUCCACCUCACUGAGGAGCAGUGGCUCGCCCGCCAGAGGUAGCGGAAGAAGGGGGAGCCUUUUUCCUCGAUAGGCGGCUGCAAGCGCGGCAAGCCACACAAGGCGCCCAAGGCGCGAGGAGGCAUUGAGGGCAGGGCACAAGGAGGCACCGAGGGUGGUACCGUCGAUGAGCGCAAGCCGACACGAGACGACAAGUGCCACAAUUGUGGCAGGAUUGGCCACUGGGCCAGGGAGUAUUGCCAGCCGAGGCGCGGCUAGGCCGACGUCACGCAGGGUGAGAAGGAGAAGGAGCCGGCUCUAUUCCUGGCUCAUGGGAGCAUUGAGCUACUUCCAGCGGCAUCGGCCGCGAUGGCUCUCCUCCACCUCGACGAGCCGCUCGCACACAUUUUCCUCAGCGACGACAAGAUCAACGGCUUGCACCACAUGACCGGGCAUAGGGAGUACUUCUCCGACCUAAACGUCGACGUACAUAGCUCCGUCAAGUUCGGUGACUCUUCGGUGGUGGACAUCAAGGGCAUGAGCUCCGUCGUUCUCGUCGCCAAGGCUGGCGAGCACUGACUCCUCACUGGAGUCUUCUACAUCCCCGCGCUAAGAAACUUAACAAUCAGCCUUGAACAGCUGGAUGAGAGUGGCUCGCACGUGGAGAUCGACGGCAGAGUGCUCCGGAUCUGGGAUCAACGACAGCGCCUACUCGCCAAGUUGGAGAGAGGGAGCAACCACCUUCACGUCCUCUACGCGGAGGUGGCGUAGCCCCUCUGCCUUGCUACUUGCCGCGAUGACGAGGCUUGGCGGUGGCACGAGCGCUUUGGGCACCUCCGCUUCGAAGCCCUGAAGCAGCUCAGCACCAAGGAGAUGGUGCAGGGCAUGCCGUGCGUCAACCAUGUGGAGCAGCUCUGCGACACCUGCGUCAUGAUCAAGCAGAAGCAAUACCCUUUCCCUCGCCAGGCGAGCUUCCGAGCCAAGGAGCAGCUCGAGCUCGUGCACAGCGAGCUCUACGGUCCGGUGACGCUGGCUACACCUGGAGGGCGACGCUACUUCCUACUACUUGUCGACGAUGUCUCCCGGUACAUGUGGGUGGUCCUCCUUGACACCAAGGGAGCUACUGCAGACGCCAUCAAGCACGUUCAAGCUGCUGCGAAGAAUGAGUGCAACCGCAAGCUGCUGCGAAGAAUGAGUGCAACCGCAAGCUGCUGCAAAGGACGAGUGCGACCGCAAGCUGCGCGUGCUUCGUACCGACAACGGCGGCGAGUUCACGGCGGCUGAGUUCGCGUCGUACUGCGCGGACAAGGGGAUCCAGCGCUACAACUCCGCACCGUACACCCUGCAGCAGAACAACAUCGUCGAGCGGCGCAACCAGACGGUGGUGGCCAUGGCCCGAGUCCUCCUCAAGUAGAGGAGGAUGCCGACCAUCUUCUGAGGAAAGGCGAUGCUGACGGCCGUCCACAUCCUCAACCGCUCGCCGACCAAGGCCCUCGACGGUAUGACACCAUACGAGGCUUGGAAUGGGCGCAAGCCGGCGGUCGCUCACCUCCGCAUCUUCGGCUACCUCACGUACGUCAAGGAGCUAAGCCACGUCGGCGAGCUCGACGACAGGAGCACCCUAGAGGUGUUCAUUGGUUACGCUGAGGGGGUGAAGGCCUACCGCAUCCUCGACUCGGAGACACAGCGUGUGUGCAUGGCGCGCGACGUUGUGUUCGAUGAAGGACGAGGUUGGGCAUGGGGCAAGAUGGUGGAUGACAGCUUGACUUCGACGUACGACAACUUCACCAUCAACUACGUCCACUUCGAAGGAGUUAGGGGAGUGGACAGCUCUUCUUCGCGAGCGUGCCUACCCCAGUCCACGGGUCUCCACCCACUCCGGCGAGUACUACUCCGGCUGCGACGAGCUCUCCACCACCACCACCACCAGCACAGCCGGCCACGCCGCACUCUCCUGUGCCGGCACCUACUUCUUCGGGCACGCCUGCAUCAGCACUGGCUCACGAUGAGCAUAGCCCGGUGGAGUUCGCCACUCCGCUCUCUCGAUGAGGACCACGUCAACGCGUACCACGACGGCGAGCCUCUGAGGUAUUGUACCAUGGAGGACAUCCUCAGCGACCAGCCAGUGCCGGGAUUGAUACCUCACGACUUGGAGGCGGAGCUGCACCUCGCGUACGAUGACGGUGAGCCUCGCUCCUUCGCUAAGGCUGAGGGACACGCGGCAUGGCGUGCCGCGAUGAAGUUGGAGAUGGAAGCUGCUGAGAAGAACCGGGCUUAGGAGCUAGCUGAUCUUUCUCUCGGUCACCGUGCGAUCACCUUUUGUGGGUGUACAAGCUGAAGAAGGAUGAAGUUGGUGCUAUUGUCAAGCACAAGGCUCGCUUGGUGGCACGCAGGUUCGUGCAGCAGGAGGGGGUCAAUUUUGACGAUGCCUUCGCUCGUGUUGCACGGAUGCAGUCUGUGCGUCUCCUCCUUGCGCUGGCUGCCCAGGAGGGCUACGUCCACCACAUGGACGUCAAGUCGGCGUUUCUCAACGGCAACGUGAAGGAGGAGGUCUAGGUCCACCAGUCGCCGGGAUUUGUCAUCCCUGGCAAGGAGGACAAGGUGUUGCGCUUGCGCAAGGCCCUCUACAGCUUGCGGCAGGCACCGCGAGCUUGGAAUGCCAAGCUGGAUUCCACCAUGAAGACUAUGGGCUUCGAGCAAAGCCCAUACGAGGCGGCCAUCUACCGGCGGGGCAACGGAGGCAAUGCCCUGCUUGUGGGCAUCUACGUCGACGAUUUGGUGAUCACGGGCACCAAGGACGAGGAGGGGAGGCAUUCAAGGAGGAGAUGAAGGCUGCCUUCCAAAUGAGCAACCUGGGGCCUCUCUCCUUCUACCUGGGGAUCGAGGUGCACCAGGACGACUCCGACAUCACACUUCGAAAGACCACCUACACCAAGCGCAUCAUUGAGCUGGGUGGGCUCACUGACUGCAACCCUUGUGGUACACCAACCGAUUGAGGAGAGGCUGAAGCUAAGUCGCGAUAGCACAGCUGAGGAGGUGUAUGCUACACAGUACCGAUGCCUUGUGGGGAGCCUUCGCUACCUCACCCACACACGACCGGACUUGGCAUUCUCCGUCGGCUACAUUAGUCGGUUCAUGCAGCGACCGAUGAUGGAGCACCAGCAGGCUGUCAAGAGGAUCCUCCGCUACGUCGCGGGGACACUCAACUACGCCCUCCACUAACGAGGUGUCCUGGGGUGGCACACUUCAUCGGCUACAGUGAUAGCAACCACGCUGGUGACAUUGACACCAGCAAGAGCACGAGCGGGAUGCUCUUCUUCCUUGGCAAGUGCCUCGUCAGCUGGCAGUCGGUCAAGCAGCAGGUGGUGGCCCUGUCCAGCUGUGAGGCCGAGUACAUCGCUGCUUCUUCCGCUUCGACUCAGGCUCUCUGGUUCGCUCGGCUGCUCGGUGAUCUCCUUGGCAAGGACGCUGAAGCAGUGGAGCUUAGGAUGGACAUCAAGUCUGCUCUGGCUCUAGCGAAGAAUCCCGUCUUCCACGAGCGAAGCAAGCACAUCAGAGUGAAGUAUCACUUCAUCCGAGGUCGUUUGGAGGAAGGGAGUGUCAGGACGAACUGCAUCAGCACCAAGGAUCAACUCGCCGACCUUCUUACCAAGUCUCUUGGAAGGAUCAAGUUCCAAGAACUUUACUCUAAGAUUGGGAUGGUCCACGUGCCGCUCAAGACACACUAGACUUAGGGGGAGAUUGAUAGACUAAGUCAUGUGUGUGUUGGGUGUGCUAUCUAUCUAUCUAUGUGCCUGUACGCACCUUAUCUACUUAGAUGCUCCUUAGAUGCUCGUCAGAUGCUCUUUAGAUACUUUGCUUAGCUUGUAAGCCACCUACCCAUGGUAAGCCUAUAUGUACCCCAAAAUCCUUUUGUAGGAAUGGUUAAUGGAAAAGAUCAAUUUGGGCCAACAUUUGCUGCCCCCGUCUAGCAUUUUGUUUGUCCUUUUUGUAUUUAUUCUGGAGUACUCCAAAAUCUCAAAACUGUUGAAUAAUAUUGUAUUCGUUGUAAAGAGCUGAUUACCCCAUCCGCAAUUGAGUGGAUUUUUGUAGUUCAUCCUCUUGUCGAUUUUCAACAAUAAUUUUGCAGUAUUCUCAUGUUUGUCUUCAGCCGUGUGCUUCUCACGCUCCUGAAGUGAGUAGAGGGCGCUUACUUUUGCCCUUUAACCUCUGUCAAAGUCGAUCUGUUGUCUUUUCGUGCAGAUAGUUCAUAGUUUUAAGUACUUUGUUGUGCAUAUAUUGACUUACUGAUUACUAACAUGUUGACCCGCAACCAGAAAACAAGCAGUCUUUAUGCGGAAUAUAAUGGCUAAAGCUCAAACAUUAUCUGUCAAGCUUGCUUUUUUUAAAAGAAAAAACUAUCCGUCACGAAAAUGCCGUUGCUUGCAGGGAAAACGGAUCAGCGAAAGACGACACCGUAUUUGUUGCUAUCACAUGUCCAGGAUCUCUCGAGAUCCCCGGAAAUUCGCCAGGAUCCUCCGACGGUGACGCGGGUGGCAUCUGUUGAUCAACAACCAAAACAUCACGGGGUCCCACAUGCCAGUGGCCCAGGACACGAACAAGAAGGUACCUGAGAACAGUGACAGCCUGACAGGUGGACGCCAUGAUGCUCCCCCUUGGAUUCUGCCAUUCUGGCAUGUGGUGGUGUCUCACCUGCUCAAAAUGCCGUUUUUUAUUGAGAGAAGCUCAUCACUCGCCAUGGACCAGCCUCGGCCUUCUUUUUUUUUUUGUGUGUGUGUGUUUUCUGUGCGGGUUUGCAUCAGCAUGCCGAUUGCGCCAAGGAAAAAGCUGCAGGGUUACAGCCCAUGUGAGCAAACAGGAUUAGGCCAUCAUGUUGAGACUGCCAGAUGAGCUCCUACAUCCUACAAGGGCAUAUGAGUGCAGCUAACUCUGCGGGAUUUUUUUGUUGUUGAUGAUGGUAUAUGUUGGUAUGGGAGGCAACACAGAUGCUUUGCUUGCCUUGUGCCUUGCCUUUCACGAGAGGGCAGGCAAAAGAUCCUUGCGGUUUCUUGUCUCAGAGCUGACCUGCUUGCUUACUUGUAGGAUAUAGCCGUAGCAACCAAACACUACUAGGAUAUGUUGGUAAUUUAGGAUGGAUGGAGUAAUAUAUUGACAUAAACAUAGUUUUUAAA
Setaria italica (foxtail millet) is the source of this 9802-nucleotide messenger RNA. Its product is annotated as chloride channel protein CLC-c. The transcript has 9 exons. Lineage: Eukaryota; Viridiplantae; Streptophyta; Magnoliopsida; Poales; Poaceae. The record is from RefSeq and is a predicted model, not a curated record. Bases 375 to 2759 code for a protein of 794 amino acids. Gene Ontology annotation, cellular component: plant-type vacuole membrane; intracellular membrane-bounded organelle. Gene Ontology annotation, biological process: transmembrane transport; chloride transport. Gene Ontology annotation, molecular function: voltage-gated chloride channel activity.